Lathyrus sativus (Indian pea) is the source of this 696-nucleotide messenger RNA. The record is from the annotation of a GenBank genome assembly. Lineage: Eukaryota; Viridiplantae; Streptophyta; Magnoliopsida; Fabales; Fabaceae.
AUGGACUGUCUCAAGUUCGCCUCUUCCACUCCUUCUCCCCGCUCUGGGAUGUUUGGGAAACAGUUGAAUUCCUCUCUUCUCACUAUUGAUUCUUCUGCACAGUUCUUCUGUUGUAAGGCUGAUUUUGCUACAUCUAUUCAAUUAUCAAAUACCAGACAUUCUUGCAGAUUUUCGCCAAGUAUUGCGAAGGGAAAAUGGACCUCAAAAUCAAACCGGUCUACCAACCAUUGGAUACUACAUUCUACAGCGCAGAUAGAUAAUACAAUCACAAGCAAUGAAGAUCGAAGUAUGUGGGAAGCAUGUAAACAAGCUCUUUCCGAGUUUAACUUCAGCGACGAAGAAAAGGACAAGAUACUUGGCAAAGCAUUUGGUCUUGUUCAUUCUCCUUAUUGGGGAGAAGAUCGUAAGAAGGAAGUUCCCAAAUCGGAAACAAUUAAUGGAACAUUAGAAUAUCUAAGGAGUUUAAAUCUUUCUGACGACGAUCUUUCCAAGUUGAUCAAAAAAUUUCCCGAAGUUCUUGGAUGUAAUUUAGAGGAAGAUUUGAAAGGUAAUAUCAAGAUCCUGAAAGAGCAGUGGAGUAUUGAAGGAAAAUCUCUUAGGAGCCUUCUCCUUCGAAAUCCGAAAGUUUUGGGUUAUAAUGUUGAUUGCAAAGGCGAUUGUAUGGCACAGUGCACUAGAUGCUGGGUUCGAUUCUAG